CCCGGCGGGCUGGCCUUGCUGACGUCAGAGCGCAGCGCCGCCGCCGCCGCUUCCCGCCCGCCCGGCGCCGCCAUGUUGAAGGUAAUUCGGCUGGGGGCCACCCCUGUUAGCCUGAGCUUGCUCUCUAUCCAGGUUUAUGCAUCCUCAUCAGAGAAGGAGACUUCCAAAAAGGAGUUGCUGAAAAUUGAGGAACUGUCGCUCUACUCCUCUCCAGUUCGUGAGACUAAGUAUGUGGAGGAUCCACAAAGUCAAUUGGAAGAAGGGGUUUCACAUUUACGGCAUGUUAUGGAGCCAUACACAGCCUGGUGUCAGGAUCUUUAUGCCAAAGCUAUGCCCAAAUUAGAAAAAGCUGUUGAGCAUGGUAGAGAGGGCUUUGAAUUUCUCCAAAACCCCCCUGCUGGGUUUUAUCCAAGGCUUGGUGUGAUAGGUUUUGCAGGAAUUGUUGGAUUGUUUCUUGCUCGAGGCUCGAAAAUAAAGAAGUUAGUGUAUCCUGCAGGUCUCAUGGGUAUUGGUGCCUCCAUGUAUUACCCUCAGCAAGCGGUUGCUUUUGCAAAGGUUGCUGGUACGCAGGUGUAUGACUGGAGUCUUCAGGGAUAUAUUGCUGUAGAAUCUCUUUGGAAGGAUAAUCCUAAGAAGAAAUCUGGGAAAAAAGGUGAUAAGGGUGAUGCAGAUGGUGACAAGCCCCUGGAAGUCCACGCGGCUUCAAAAGAAGAGCGUGCCCAGAAGUAGAACACCCCAUCACUCGGCAUCAGACAGGUGAACCAAAAAAAUAUAGAUAAGAGCAACAAUUUUACAAGAAAAAGAGGAAAACCAUCUAAAUAAAUCCAUUUUGAUUUUGAAUGUGAUUGAUCUGCCUUCUGCCUCAGGAAAGACUGACGGUGUGCUGCUUGGGCUUCUGGUAUGGAAUCUGUGAAAGGACACUACGUAUCUUGGGUCAGUCUUGAAACCUUGUCCUCGAUUCUGCGGUGGGACUCGAGUCAGCCCGUGCUUGUCCUAUUGCAGGAUCAGCAUUGCAAGUAGCAAGUCUCAAAAUUCCUCAGUCUCUUGUUAAUAUUUAUAUAUAAAAUAUAUAAAAUAAAAUUCCGGUUAAACAAAACGGUCUUGUUUUUUUCCCCCUCUUUUAUUAUCUUUAAACUCAUGCAUGUGACAUUUGUACAGCCUGUGGAAGGUUCUCGAGAUGCUGUUGACAAUGCCUGUAUUUUUUAACAGUGAGGAAAAGCUUAAAGUAGCAUGAUGUUUUGGCUAACAUUAGCUAAUAGAAUUACGAUUGAGAGCAAUUACAAUGACUCUUGUGUUUUGUCUGAGUCUCCCCCUCCUUUCUAUAGAAAUCUUCUGCCUCAUCAGCGCCAGCAGGAGGUAUAUAAUGAAGCAUCUGUGAGUUCCUGUCUAGUAGAUGGAUGGGAAUGGAGCUGUUGAUGUUUGUUCUUGUUUUUGCUUGAAUGCACAGCUCAAUGGGAACCAGAACGUUAGGGUGGUGGGAACCAGCUAUAGAAUAACGUGGCUGUUUCCUUAUUCCCAGCCAGGGGAGGGGAGGAGAAAGUGAAGCGAAGGGAAAUACAAAAGGAUUUCCAGCAUUUUGAAAUCUUUGCACAAUAAAACCCUUUCAUCAUUU
This is a messenger RNA of Calidris pugnax (ruff), 1612 nucleotides long. It is a transcript of the gene APOO, whose product is annotated as apolipoprotein O. The transcript has 9 exons. Lineage: Eukaryota; Metazoa; Chordata; Aves; Charadriiformes; Scolopacidae. Bases 73 to 729 code for a protein of 218 amino acids. The record is from RefSeq and is a predicted model, not a curated record. Gene Ontology annotation, biological process: cristae formation. Gene Ontology annotation, cellular component: MICOS complex.